GUCAAAACAAAUUUUCGAACUUAACCUCACUAAGGUCCCUCAAUCACAAUGUUAUCUACGAGUUUAAUAUUAAAAAAUACAAUUAAACCUAGAAUAGUUUCAUGUAGUUUUCAUUUAACAAGCCAAAAUAAUGAAAUUCAGAAAAUGACUAGGCUGCGUGUGGUAGACAAUAGUGAAAUUGGUAAACAAGCCAUGGCAGAAGGAAAACCUCCAAAAUGUAUUCAUGUUUAUAAUAAAACUGGAGUAGGAAGAAUAGGGGAUAGGGUACUAGUUGCUAUAAAAGGUGAAAAGAAGAAAGGGAUCUUAGUAGGAUUGAAACAAAACCAACAAUCCAAAGUACCUAAAUUUGAUAGCAACAAUCUAGUUCUGAUAGAUGACAAUGGUUCUCCAUUAGGAACUAGGAUACAUGCACCAAUACCCACAAUUCUUAGGACAAUUUUAAAAGAGAAAACACAUGCCAAAGGUGCUGAUUAUACAAAAUUGUUGGGGAUCGCUUCAAAAUUUGUUUAAUAAUACUUAACUGUUUUAAAUUAGAUUUUAUAUAAAUUAAAUAUAGAUGUAACAUAA
Diabrotica balteata is the source of this 567-nucleotide messenger RNA. Lineage: Eukaryota; Metazoa; Arthropoda; Insecta; Coleoptera; Chrysomelidae. The record is from the annotation of a GenBank genome assembly.